GAGUAAGAGAGAAAGUGUGUGUGAGAGAAAGAGUCUGAGAGAGGAAGUGGAAGAGAGAGAGAGACCUAGGAGGUGCAGCAGAAGUUGUAUGAUUGUAUCAGUGUGUCCCAAAGCAACAGUACUCUGAGGCUGAAGCAGAGCAGCAGGUUCUAUCAUCUGUCAGGCAACAGUCUGCAGGUUACGAUAUGGAUCUAGAGGAGUUUGACAACGUGACUCUGAGGUACAACGUCACCAACUGUCCAUCUAUCGAUGAAUUCCGUAACCAGGUGUACUCUACGGUGUACUCUAUCAUCACCGUGUUCGGCCUGGCCGGUAAUGGGUUCGCCUUGUUGGUUCUGGUUAAAACCUUCCGUCAGCGUUCUGCGUUCCACAUCUACAUGUUGAACCUGGCCGUGUCCGACCUACUGUGUGUCUCCACGCUGCCGCUACGGGUCCUCUACUACGUUAAUAAGGGUCAUUGGAACCUGGGAGACUUCCUGUGCAGACUUUCGUCCUAUGCCCUCUACGUGAACCUCUACUGCAGCGUGUUCUUCAUGACUGCCAUGUCCGUCACACGCUUCCUCGCCAUCGUGUUCCCCGUGCAGAACCUGCGCCUGGUCUCAGAGCGUCGUGCCCGUCUAGUGUGUGUCUGUAUCUGGGUGUUCAUCUGCACUGUCUCCUCCCCCUUCCUCAUGACUGGUCAACACCUCCACCCAGCCACCAAUAAGACCAAGUGCUUCGAGCCUCCAGAGCGCAGAACAGGGGGCGGGCUUAAUAAGCUCAUCAUGCUCAACUACUUAUCAUUGGCUGUGGGCUUCGUCCUUCCCUUCCUGGUCAUCCUGCUGUGCUACGUCGGGAUCAUUCGGGCCCUGCUGUCACGGCAACAUACUGCACAGCGCCAGAAGGGGGCGGGGUCUAAGGCUAUCCGAAUGAUCGUCAUUGUGAUGCUGGCAUUCCUGCUGUGCUUCAUGCCGUACCACAUCCAGCGCUCCGUCCACCUCAGCUUCCUGUCCCAGACUGCCACUUCCUGUUCGGAGCUGGUGUACAUGCAGAAGAGUGUGGUGGUGACACUCUGUCUGGCUGCCUCCAACUCCUGCUUCGACCCUCUGCUCUACUUCUUCUCUGGAGAGGGCUUCAGACGACGCCUGUCAAGCUUCAGGUCCACUAUCAGGACACAGAGACAACCGCAGAGACAGGGGGCACAGCCACCGCUGGGGAGGGCAACAAAGAGAGAGAGAGAACCGGUCCUACCCAGCACAGCAGAGACAAAGGGCACAGCCACCCCUGGGGAGGGGAACAAGCUAUAGGGGAGAGAGAAAGAGAGUUAAUCUGUCUAGUGUCUGUGUUCUUUUGCCCAUCUUAAUAUUUUCUUUUUUUUGGCCAGUCUGAGAUAUGGCUUUCUCUUUGCAACACUGCCUAGAAGGCCAG
Messenger RNA from Oncorhynchus gorbuscha (pink salmon), 1407 nucleotides. RefSeq names its product cysteinyl leukotriene receptor 1-like. Gene Ontology annotation, cellular component: plasma membrane. The record is from RefSeq and is a predicted model, not a curated record. Lineage: Eukaryota; Metazoa; Chordata; Actinopteri; Salmoniformes; Salmonidae. Gene Ontology annotation, biological process: G protein-coupled receptor signaling pathway. Gene Ontology annotation, molecular function: leukotriene receptor activity. Bases 186 to 1286 code for a protein of 366 amino acids. The transcript has 4 exons.